UGCAGGAUUGUGCACCUCUGUCUGAGAAAAGCAGACCAGAAGCUGGUGAUCAUCAAACAAAUACCUGUGGAGCAGAUGACCAAAGAUGAGCGUCUUGCAGCCCAGAAUGAAUGUCAAGUGCUGAAACUAUUAAAAUCAUCCAAACAUCAUUGAAUACUAUGAGAAUUUCUUAGAAGACAAGGCCCUUAUGAUUGCAAUGGAGUAUGCUCCUGGUGGCACUUUAGCUGAAUACAUCCAAAAACGCUGUAAUUCCCUUCUAGAUGAAGACACUAUCCUGCACUUCUUCGUCCAGAUCCUCCUUGCUCUCCAUCAUGUGCACAAUAAGCUCAUUCUUCAUCGGGACCUGAAAACCCAGAACAUCCUGCUGGAUAAACAUCAGAUGAUUGUCAAGAUAGGAGAUUUUGGCAUUUCAAAAAUUCUCAGUAGCAAGAGCAAGGCUUAUACAGUUGUGGGAACUCCAUGUUACAUCUCUCCAGAACUAUGUGAAGGAAAGCCCUACAACCAGAAAAGUGACAUCUGGGCACUUGGAUGUGUCCUCUAUGAACUUGCAAGUCUUAAAAGGGCAUUUGAGGCGCCGAACUUGCCUGCUUUAGUGCUGAAGAUCAUGAGUGGGACUUUUGCCCCUAUUUCUGACCGAUACAGUCCUGAACUCCGCCAGCUUAUACUUAGCAUGCUGAACCUGGAUCCUUCCAAGCGACCCCAGCUGAAUGAGAUCAUGGCUCAUCAUAUCUGUAUACCUGCACUUCUUAAUCUGUACAGUGACAUUGGCAGUGUCAAAAUG
This is a messenger RNA of Staurois parvus, 781 nucleotides long. NCBI's taxonomy places the organism in Eukaryota, Metazoa, Chordata, Amphibia, Anura, Ranidae. The record is from the annotation of a GenBank genome assembly.